AUUUCACCUUCUCUCACCGCCUGUACUCCUUGAUCAGUACAAGUUGACACGCUCUAGCUAUGGCUGGUUCUUCGAGACAGCACCCAAAGUCCCCGAUAUCGUCAGCACGACACCUCCUCUCAGCUUAUAUGAAUAGUUCCACAUCGCAUUACCUGCACGCAGAUGCUCAGCUAUUCUCCGGAGGGACAACUCAAUCUGCGUUCUCAGAACCACCUCUCCAGUCCAAUUUGACGCCCACGAUGUCCACUCCGGAACCUGUUGAAAGAGACUUGCCAUCACAGAUCUCUUCGAGUCAGCAUGAAGCUUGGAGUCCUGAAGCCUCGCGACUACCCAUACAGGACUCGCGCAAGAUCGAGAAGAAGCGUUCUCCAGAGGCAAACGAGGAUCUCAACGUUCGAGACGGUGUGGAGAAAAGGAUCAAGAUUGAGAGAGUGUCGAAGGGAUUACUUGAACACGAGGAAGGGGAUCUGAAGUCAGAGCUGGCGAACUUCACAACAAAAUCCAGCGGAGUCCGAUCGAGGACGAACGGACGAAGCACCAUGCCGAGACGGCCACCUGCGGAUCCUCAGCUCCUCAGCACCGAAGACGAGGCGCCAGCCGAGCAUCUCAGAGACCUCACCAGCACUCACCUGCAGAUUCGCGGCAGACCCCCGACCCAGAAAGAGAUCUUGUCCUGCCUCACAGACUUCUUCGGGCAUAAGCUCAAGUGGGAUGAACUCAGCCACAAGAACUUCGAGUUGGACGAGGUCAGGGAGUACUACGCGGAGCAACAUGCGAGAAAGCAUGACAUCACCCUCGACAACUUUCUCAGCAAUGACAGCGGCGCGGUGGCUUUCCGAAAGGCUUUGAUAAGGGAGUAUCGGGUUUCUAAGGACAGGCUAAACCCUCAAGGUAUCGAUCUGCGAGCGGACGCUCAGGAGCGAACUUAACUCAAGAUCCAUCGUCAGAAUGCAGAACUAUCAAAAGACCUGUUCGACGGGGCGUACGAUUGCAAUCGAGGGGCUGUUCACCUCAGAGCUGCAAGGUACUUCCAGCG
This is a messenger RNA of Kockovaella imperatae, 1036 nucleotides long. RefSeq lists its product as hypothetical. Bases 60 to 929 code for a protein of 289 amino acids. Lineage: Eukaryota; Fungi; Basidiomycota; Tremellomycetes; Tremellales; Cuniculitremaceae. The transcript is spliced from 3 exons. The record is from RefSeq and is a predicted model, not a curated record.